AGGAACUCGAAGUGCUUCGAUCGCAACUCGAUGACCUCAUUGACAAGGGCUGGAUUCGCCUUAGCUGCUCGCCCUAUGGUGCACCUGUUUCCUUCGUUCGGAAGAAGAACAAGGAGCUACGUUUAUGCAUAUCGCAAGCGUAAUGCUCGAACCAUUAAGAAUGUCGGCCCACUUCCACGCAUCGACGAUCUUCUCGAACGUUUGGGCGGCGCCAAGUAUUUCUCCAAGUUGGACCUCAAAUCUGGUUACCACCAGCUCGAGAUCCAUCCAAGAGAUAGGUACAAAACUGCGUUCAAGACACGGUACUGGCACUUCGAGUGGGUCGUAAUGCCAUUCGGCUUCACGAAUGCCCCGACCACCUUCCAAGCGGCAAUGACAACGGAGUUUCACGACAUGUUGGACCGGUUUGUGCUCAUCUACCUCGAUGAAGCCAAGUACAAGGCCAAUCGAGCCAAGUGCGAAUUCGCACAGCAAGAGCUUGAGGACUUGGGCCACUUUGUGACACCGCAAGGCAUCAGUCCACUUGCGGACAAGAUCAAGGCCAUCCAAGAUUGGCCGGAACCGACCAGCACCACGGAGGUUCGCUCUUUUAUGGGAUUGGCCGGGUACUACCAAUGCUCCAUCAGCGGAUACGCACGGAUCGCCGCACCCUUGUCAAGAUUGCAGUCUCCACAGGUGCCCUUCCACUUCACCGAUGAAGUCCGCAGUUUGUUCCACAAAUUGAAGACGGCGUUGCUCCUCGCUCCCGUCUUGAGUAUCUACGAUCCCACCUUGCCUACGAGAGUGACUACGAACGCUUCCGGUUACGGCAUGGGUGCAGUAUUGGAACAACACGACGGAGUAGAUUGGCAUCCGGUUGAGUACUUCAGCCAAAAGGUGCCUCCCAUCAACUCGGUUGAUGAUGCGCAAAAGGAGUUGCUCGCGUUCGUCACGGUACUCAAGCGUUGGCAACACUUCCUCCUUGGGUGUCGUAGGUUCACUUGGGUGACGAAUAAUAACCCAUUGACCUACUACAAGACGCAAGACACGGUGAGCAGCAUGAUUGCCCGAUGGAUGUACUUCAUCGAUCAGUUCGACUUCACACCGAAACACAUUCUGGGCCUCUCCAACCGAGCCGCGGAUGCUCUCUCGCGAAGAUCAGAUCUUUGCGCAGUGACUCACCAUGCGUUCAGUUUCGACGAAGCCCUUCAUCAGCAUUUUGUGCGAGCAUACAAGUACGAUCCGGAAUACGCCACGCUCUACGAGCAACUAUCCUCGGAUCACCCGUCGGCCAGCCAUUAUCGCAUCGUCGAUGGCUACCUGCUGCUUCACUCACGAGGCAAGGACUUACUAUGCGUCCCACACGACCGUCGCUUACGGACUCAUCUCCUCGGCGAGUACCACGACUCGAGACUCGCCGGCCACCUCGGAGUCAACCGUACGAUCGCAAGACUUCGGCAGCGAUUCCGGUGGCCUGACCUCAUUACCGACGUCACUCGGUAUUGCGACUCUUGCGAAGUUUGCCGACGAAGCAAACCCCGCAAUCGCAACCCCUACGACAUCGUCAGCGAGCGCGACACUCGGUUCAUGUCGGCAUUUUGGACCUCUCUCAUGAAAGAGUCCGGCACCGAGAUGAAACCAAGUUUGGCUCGACAUCCGCAAACGGACGAGCAGACGGAGCGGGCACAUCAAACCGCUCAAGUAAUGCUUCGCAAAAUAAUCCGUACGGAUCAGAAGGAUUGGGUGGACCGCCUCCCCGACAUCGAAUUCGCCUACAACACUUCGGUGCACUCGGCGAUCAUCGUGACUCCGUUCGAGUUAGACCACGGUGGCCGAAAAGGCCGCAUCUUCGCUGAUCUUCCUUUUCCAAGGACUGCCGACAUUGACGCCGCUUGUUCGCCCGCCUCCGUUCGGAAGUAUAGGGACUUGCUGGCUAAAGCCCGCGCCAACAUGCAAAAGGCUCAAGUCCGCAUGCAACAACAAGCUAACAGGCCUCGCGUGCCAUGCCCCAUCCGCGCCGGCGACCUUGUUUUGGUCUCCACGGAAGAGUUUGCACUCGAGCAGGAUGUAUCCCGCAAGCUACUUCCAAAGAGGUUUGGACCAUGGCCCGCCACAUCAGCCGCGGGUGAUGAGCCACAUGGCCCUUCAUUCGUGAUCGAAAUCCCGCCGCACCUCACGGUGCACCCGGUUUUCCACGCCUCCAAGUUGGCCACAUAUACACCGGCCAAGAGCGACGACUUCCCGGGACGACGAUCACAGGACCCUCCUUCCAUGGAUGGUCAUCAAGAAGUCGUCCGCGUCAUCACUCAUCGCAAGCACGACAACAAGCCUAUGCAGUACAAAGUCACAUUUAAGUGGUGCGACCCCGAUGACACGCGAUGGAUUUCCCGGGCAGCUUUGCGAGGCUCCGCUCCUGACAUCUAUGCUCAUUAUGAGAAGAAACGGCUAGCGACGGAAGUUGCGCAGCCUCCCACCUAGACUUCAGUCCCUCCCUCCACCUGACAGCUUCGCCCUCGCAGGUAAGCUCG
This is a messenger RNA of Chara braunii, 2507 nucleotides long. The record is from the annotation of a GenBank genome assembly. NCBI's taxonomy places the organism in Eukaryota, Viridiplantae, Streptophyta, Charophyceae, Charales, Characeae.